AAUUAUUAAUCUCAUAUUGUCAGCGGUGAUGGCCGCAUUUGUGUCUAUUUCACUUAUUUUCUUGGCUAUUUUUUUUAUCCUGCGAUGGCUAAGCUCCAAGCCUGCGAAAUUUCCCCCUGGACCGCCACGCUGGCCGAUAGUGGGCAAUUUGGUUGAGCUCAUAAGAGGCGCAAAAGGAGGAGCCAUCCACGAGAUUUUUAUGAGACUCGCAAACAAAUACGGGCCGAUUUUGGGACUAUUCAUGGGAACUCAACCAACUAUUAUUAUAUCCGAUUACUUAGCAAUCAGAGAACUGGGCGCACGAGACGAUCUUUGUGGAAGGACCAUAAAUAAAGUAGGGCAAAUCAUGCAAAAAGGACGAAAAUAUGGUCUUAUUUUUAACCACGGCGAUGAUUGGCGUGAGCAGCGCCGUUUCACCCUGCGUCAUUUGAAAGACCUGGGUUUCGGAAAGAAGAGCAUGGAGUGCAUCAUCCAAGAAGAAGCCGAGAACUUGGUAACAGAGGUGGCGAAAAAAGCGGGUGCCAACUUUCAGCAACCAGUCGAAUUGUACAACAUUUUGGGCACGGCGAGUAUCAACGUUUUGUGGUUUAUCAUUGCGGGCCAAAGGUACUCGCACGAUGACGCGCGCCUCCAGAAACUCAUCACCUUGAUCAAGGAUAUAUCAAGUCAAUUCAAUGCUGCAGGAGGGCUGGCCGCGUGUUUCCCAAUAAUUUUGGAUAUUGCACCUGGACUGACUGAAAUCGAAAAGUUCAAGCUUGUCCGUCAGAGAGUGAAGGAUUUUAUUAUGGAGGACGUUAACGCACACAAAGAGACUUUGGACCAAGAAAAUCCGAGGGACUUUUUGGACAUGUACCUGAUUGAGAUUGAGAAGAACAAAGACAAGAAAGACACUUCUUACUAUGAGGAGCAACUGGUUUUUGUUGUUGGUGACUUAUUUCUCGCGGGAGUGGACACAACUUUCAACGCGAUGGCUUUCACUUUGGUUUACAUGGUAUGCAAUCCGGAGGUUCAGAAAAAGGUGCACGAUGAAAUUGACGCCGUUGUUGGGCGUGAUAGACUUCCAAGUUUGAACGACAGAAGCAACAUGCCGUAUGUCGAGGCCACAAUUCAAGAAUCGCUACGAAUGAGUUCAGUGGCACCGCUUGCAGUACCACAUGCCCCACUUUUCGCAAAGUUCGACACACCGUUCAGAGAGUUUAUUUUCCCAAAGGAUUCAAGAAUUCUAUUGAAUAUUGCUCACGUUCAUAUGGACCCAAAAUUAUGUGGGGAUCCGGAAAAUUUUCGACCAGAGCGAUUCCUCACCAAGAACAGCAAACUAAUCAAGCCGGACUACCUUUUGCCCUUUGGCUCAGGGAAAAGACAGUGCCUGGGUGAAACCCUGGCCAAAAACAACUUGUUCCUUUUGUUUUCGGCGCUUAUGCAGAGAUACAAGCUGGAGGUGCCAGAAGGGUGCGCUCCACCCAAUAGCAGGGAGGUGGAAGGUGCGUUCACACUUGGUCCAGUACCAUAUAAAGCUAAAGUGACUCCACGAUUUAUGGCCUAAAAUCACUGCAACUGGAUCAGAAUCAUGAUGUACAGGCCAGACGUUGUAAUGAGCUAAAAUUUUGAAUUAAUAAAUAAAUAAAUAUUACACCAAAAACAUUAAAUUU
Molecule: messenger RNA, 1649 nt
Organism: Neocloeon triangulifer
Lineage: Eukaryota; Metazoa; Arthropoda; Insecta; Ephemeroptera; Baetidae
Product: methyl farnesoate epoxidase-like
Exons: 8
Coding region: 29-1543 (504 amino acids)
Biological process (GO): xenobiotic metabolic process
Cellular component (GO): cytoplasm; intracellular membrane-bounded organelle
Molecular function (GO): oxidoreductase activity, acting on paired donors, with incorporation or reduction of molecular oxygen, reduced flavin or flavoprotein as one donor, and incorporation of one atom of oxygen; heme binding; iron ion binding
Source: RefSeq, a predicted model, not a curated record